Messenger RNA from Bacidia gigantensis, 1203 nucleotides. RefSeq lists its product as uncharacterized. The transcript has 2 exons. Gene Ontology annotation, biological process: polyketide metabolic process. The record is from RefSeq and is a predicted model, not a curated record. NCBI's taxonomy places the organism in Eukaryota, Fungi, Ascomycota, Lecanoromycetes, Lecanorales, Ramalinaceae. The coding region runs from base 1 to 1203 and encodes 400 amino acids.
AUGCAGCGGACCCACGAGCCUUUCCUUAAACACCUAAGUAAAAACAAAACACCAUACGUCAUCGUCAGCGCCGAGGAUGCAGAAUUCGACGACAUCACGCUCCAAGACCUUCGAGCUGAAGGCUUCGAAACUCACUAUGUAGCCAUGAACGACGACCCUCCUACACGGUUCGCCGAAAGACUUCACAGGAUAGGCAACCAACUCGCGGGCGUGAACGAGCGAUUCGCCGUUGUAGCCUACGGCGACGCAGCCUCCGCCCUCCUCACCCAUCACCCAGCCGCCACCUCCCGCUUCAGCGCCCUAAUAGCCUACUACCCCUCCACCAUCCCCGACCCCACCCGAACAAGCUAUGGUAUGGACAUCUCCAUCCUCGUGCACUUAACUGGCACCAAUGUCAACAUCACCCGCAACCAAGAGGUCCUCGGUAUCCAAGGGAAGCGAAAGACAGUCCGCAAGCGCAUCGACCCCGGCUUGGGAGUCGGCGGAGAGCUGAAGCUCGCGUAUCCGAGCUACAGCUAUAAAGGCGUUGAAUCGGGUUUUGCGGAGCAUGAUUUGGAGGAGUACGAUAGCGUGGCGGCUGAGGUGGCGUGGGGGCGGACGCUGGGGGUGCUGAGGGAGGUUUUUGGCGUGAAAGUUGAUGUGGAGAGGAUUAAGGAUCAAUUUGUCGAAGGUAUGUACUGUUGCGGUGACUUGUGGAGUUGGAGUGGCCAAGAGCUCAUGGUGAAUGAGGUAGAUGUCGAGAAGAAUCCGCAAAAAGCUCUCGCAAGCCUGCACCCAGAAGCCAAGGUUGUAUUCGCACCCACCCUAGCAGGUGGCAGAACUUCCUCCCAGCUCACUCAAUUCUACGAAAAUCACUUCGCCCCCAGCCCAGCUUCACUCAACGCCCGUCUGAUUUCCAGGACAAUUGGCACGGAUCGCGUCGUUGAUGAGAUGAGCCUGUCCUUCGUACACGAUAUGGAGAUUCCGUGGCUACUACCACUUGUCUCGCCGACACACAAGAAGGUGGAGAUGACGGUGGUGAGUAUUGUGAAAAUCAGGGGUGGGAAGCUUGAGACGGAGCAUGUAUAUUGGGAUCAAGCGUCGGUAUUAGUGCAGGUGGGCUUACUGGAACAUGGGAAACUUCCUGUCGUGGGGGCGGAUGGGGCACAGGCUGUGCUGGGAAGAGAUGUUGAACUUAAUGGAUUAUUGGGAGGAGAGGGAUGA